AUGAAGGCAUACUGGUACGACAAUAUUGAGGGCGACCAGCGUGAGCCACAUGACUCCGGCCGUGCCGUGUCAGAAGAUAAGCUCGCCUCGCUAGGUGUGCUGUACAAGCACUGCCCGACUAUUGGAGCAGUGGACUCCAUCGCGGCGGAGCGCGGAUACCGUAACCGUGAUGAGAUCUGUGUGUCACCUGCAACGAUGGGUGCUGUGUACGAGGAGAAGGUUAAGUCUUUCUUCUCUGAGCAUUUGCAUGAGGACGAGGAGAUUCGGUAUAUUCUCGAUGGCGAGGGAUACUUCGAUGUUCGUGGGCAGGAGGACGAGUGGAUUCGUAUCUGUCUUGUUAAGGGGGAUAUGAUUAUUCUUCCUGCAGGAAUUUAUCAUCGGUUCACUACCAAUGAGCAGAACUACGUUAAGGCGAUGCGUCUUUUCCAAGACGAGCCUAAGUGGACACCGCUGAACCGUGGUGCCGAGGUUGAUGCCAACCCGCACCGGAAGACCUAUCUGGAGAAUGUUCUCAGUCCUACUGCGGCUGUUUAG
Penicillium griseofulvum is the source of this 534-nucleotide messenger RNA. RefSeq names its product acireductone dioxygenase (Ni2+-requiring). The transcript is spliced from 3 exons. Gene Ontology annotation, molecular function: acireductone dioxygenase [iron(II)-requiring] activity. Lineage: Eukaryota; Fungi; Ascomycota; Eurotiomycetes; Eurotiales; Aspergillaceae. The coding region runs from base 1 to 534 and encodes 177 amino acids. The record is from RefSeq and is a predicted model, not a curated record.